This is a messenger RNA of Eubalaena glacialis (North Atlantic right whale), 1995 nucleotides long. RefSeq names its product fibroblast growth factor 12 (gene FGF12). Gene Ontology annotation, cellular component: cytoplasm. Gene Ontology annotation, biological process: positive regulation of cell population proliferation; fibroblast growth factor receptor signaling pathway; positive regulation of gene expression. Bases 837 to 1568 code for a protein of 243 amino acids. The record is from RefSeq and is a predicted model, not a curated record. Gene Ontology annotation, molecular function: fibroblast growth factor receptor binding; growth factor activity. Lineage: Eukaryota; Metazoa; Chordata; Mammalia; Artiodactyla; Balaenidae. The transcript has 5 exons.
GCCUCCCGCUCUCCUUGCAGCGCUGCUGGCGGGGAGUCGCGCUCGCCGCAGCUGGAAACAGCUGCCCCCGCCUGGCGCCCCUACCCCGACUCCGGCUAACCGCUCCCACUUCGCGCCUCUCGGAAUUCCAGAACUCGGGCGGCGGGCCCCGGGAGAACCGCAGCCGGUGCGAUGCAUUCCGUAGACCUCACCCAGCCGGGACAGACCUCCUAAUCUCCAGAACUGCGGGCCGCAGGGAGUUAAAUUGCUGCCUUCCUCUCCUCUCUUGCGGUUGGUGGCUUGUUUUCUAAAGGAACGUUUUAUUCACUUUUUAGUAUUUUCUACCGGGGGCACGCUACCCGCCUCGGUCCAGAUUGCUUUGUAAACGGGUUUUAUAUGUAUGUAUGUGUAGAUAUACUUUGGACACCUUACAACGCUUGCGCCUCUCCAACAGAGGCACGGCUUGUUGUUUUGGACAUCCUCCUUCCCUUUCCACUUGGUACUCCGAGCGCAGUGUGACCAAACUCCCCACUGCCCCUUGGACGCGGAUCGCCUUGGGGUGCAAGUUUGGGGUGCAAGAGUCUAGUUAACAGGAAGGCCUGGGACGGCCCCGCCCCCGCCGCCAGCGGUUGGGGAAGUUUACAUCUGGAUUUUCACACAUUUUGUCGCCACUGCCCAGACUCUGACUAAACGUUGUGGGCGCCGGGUUUUCGGUACUGCGGCCUUCUCAAAUAUUAGCACUGCCUCCCCGCGCCUGCCCUGUCCCUCCAGGCCGCCGAGGUCCUGCCCUCGCCUCGGCGGAGCGUGAUCCCGAGGGCGCAGUGGAACCCGGGGCCUGGGGCCCGCACUGAGCAGCUAUGGCUGCAGCGAUAGCCAGCUCCUUGAUCCGGCAGAAGCGACAGGCGAGGGAGUCCAACAGCGACCGGGUGUCGGCCUCCAAGCGCCGUUCCAGCCCCAGCAAAGACGGGCGCUCCCUGUGCGAGAGGCACGUCCUCGGGGUAUUCAGCAAAGUGCGCUUCUGCAGCGGCCGCAAGAGGCCAGUGAGGCGGAGACCAGAACCCCAGCUGAAAGGAAUUGUGACAAGGUUAUUCAGCCAGCAGGGAUAUUUCCUGCAGAUGCACCCAGAUGGUACCAUUGACGGGACCAAGGACGAAAACAGUGACUACACCCUCUUCAAUCUAAUCCCUGUGGGCCUGCGUGUGGUGGCCAUCCAAGGGGUGAAGGCCAGCCUCUAUGUGGCCAUGAAUGGUGAAGGCUAUCUCUACAGCUCAGAUGUUUUCACUCCAGAAUGCAAAUUUAAGGAAUCUGUGUUUGAAAACUACUAUGUGAUCUAUUCUUCCACACUGUACCGUCAGCAAGAAUCAGGCCGAGCAUGGUUUCUGGGACUCAAUAAGGAAGGUCAAAUUAUGAAGGGGAACAGAGUGAAGAAAACCAAGCCCUCAUCACAUUUUGUACCAAAACCUAUUGAAGUGUGUAUGUACAGAGAGCCAUCGCUACAUGAGAUUGGAGAAAAACAGGGGCGUUCGAGGAAAAGUUCUGGAACACCAACCAUGAAUGGAGGCAAAGUUGUGAAUCAAGAUUCAACAUAGCUGAGAACUCUUCCCUUUGUCCCUCUCUCAUCCCUUCCUUUUCUCCUCUUGCCCUUUACCCAUUUCCUUCCAAUAAAUCCACCCAAGGAGAGGAAAAUAAAAUGGCAACCCAAGACCCAGUGGCUAAGAUUCUGCACUCAAAAUCUUCCUUUGUGUAGGAUAAGAAAAUCGAACCAAAGCUUGUCUGUUGCAAUGUGGUAGAAAAAUGCACAUGCACAAAGAUUAGCACACCUAAAAGCAGAGGAAAAAAUAAAUCAAGACACCACAAGCAUUAAAAUAAACUGUGUUGUUAUUAAUAGAGGGCUAACUGUAAUGAAGACAUAACUAUCAUAAAGAUGAAAUAAAAUUAUUAUCUUAAAGAAAAGGGUUUUGGAAAAUUGAACUUACAAAUCGAUGUAAUACCCUAAAUACCUUAAACUCUGGAUAA